AUUUUAUAUAUUUAUCACUCCUCAUGGAGAUAGACGGAGCCAAAGUACAAGUUUCUCAAAGUUUAAUUGAUAAGAUUUACAAUGUGUUUUCUGACGGGAUGCACUUUGCCGCUCCAGUAUCAUCCUUGAGGAUGAGUGAAGUGGACUUGGUACGAGGUGUUUUACAAAUGUUUCAAGGCUUUUCCAGUUCCUUGUUCUAUUGGGACCAAAGUGGACACAAGUUUCGUGCCAAAACUGGGAUCUAUGUCACUCACCUUUCCCUUAAGAGUUUACAUGUCCUUCUCAAUCAAUUCACUUAUGGAGCAACAUGUUUAAAACUGGUGGAAAUUGCGGUCGGUAGGGUGGAGACCUUUACGAGAGUAACUUCCCCUACUUUGAGGGCAUUUUCAUGCUCCGUUUCUGAAUGGCUCAAGAGAUUGAGGAAUAUUGCUUUGAAGGAAGAAAUGAAAGUAUGUGAGCCAAAUGUUGGAAUUUCGACAACCCUACUGGGAUUAGCAAAUUCCUUGUCAAGUCUUUGUUCAGGUGCUGAAUAUCUGUUACAAAUAGUGAAUGGAGCCAUUCCCCAAAUAUAUUUUGAUUCUAAUGUGUCUGCUGCUGAAAUGGCUGUUCAUGUCCUUGAUUAUCUUUACAAGAAAGUAGAUGAAGUGUGUCUUGUUCAAGGUGGUGAGGAGGAAGUGUAUCAGAUGCUACUUCAUAUAUUUGUUGGAAGUUUAUUGCCAUAUAUCGAGGGUCUUGAUUCCUGGCUUUUUGAAGGAACGCUUGAUGAUCCAUUUGAAGAGAUGUUCUUUUAUGCUAACAGAGCAAUCUCAGUUGAUGAGGCUGACUUCUGGGAAAAGAGCCAUCUACUGAGACUAUUACAGAGUCGGAAGUUAGAUGCCAGACCCUCUGCUCUUGCUUCAGAAAGUUGUCAUGUACGUAUGACAACUGAAAAGAAGGAAAUGAGUGAGAAGGAAUCCAUUUCCCUCUCUAGCUCCAUGAAAGGGAAAGAUCAGAGCGAUGGAGACCUUCAAGUUUGCCCUUUAUUUAUUAAGGACAUAGCUAAGUCAAUUGUUUCUGCUGGAAAAUCAUUGCAAUUGAUCCGGCAUGUUCCUUCAGCAUUUGCAGCAGUACCAGGAAAGAAUAAGGAUAAUGAUUUUGAUGGGUUGGGAAAUUAUGAAGGUGGUGCUGAUUUAAGCAAACUUCAUCGUGGACAGAGCAUAGCUGGGUUGACACUGUCUGAAAUUUUCUGCGUGUCAUUAGCAGGUCUUAUAGGCCAUGGUGAUCACAUUUCUAGAUAUUUUUGGCAAAAUGACCAAUGCAAAUCUAAGUUUGUCCCUUCACCUGUGUCCGACAUGAAUGGGCGGAUGAUGGAGAAUGGGAAUGAUGAAACUGUUGCAGCUUUAACAUGCUCAGAGAAGAUGUGGUAUAAGUUAUUGGUUGAUACAUUGUUACAGAAAAGGGUGAAUGAGAGGUUUGCAAGUGAUUUUCCCAACAUGAAAGAAGAUGAUAUGGCUAUAGAUAUUGACAACGAGUUGCCCUUACCCAUCCAGAAAUCAUUCUGUCCAGAAAAUCCUGUUCUUACUGUAUGUAAAAAAUUACUCAACAAGAAUAAUGAUGCCCGAAAAGCGCUGAACUUGUCUAGAAAUUCCUAUCUUCCCCCUUUAAAUGAUGAGAUCUUACGAAAAGCUCUUUUGGUUGGAGAGGGAGAAAACUUUUCUGGAGUUGAAGGAACAAGCUAUUCUUUUGGUUUCCAGUUUGGUGAAUCUGAAUAUCUGCGUUCUCAGUAUGAUUCAAAGCUGUUAGAGGUCCUGUUUCCCUUCCCCACUCUUCUUCCAUCUUUUCAGCAGGAUGAACUUCAUAUGUCUGAGCUGUUACCUUUCCAGAAGAAUAGCACCCUUCCAUCAAGAGUUCUUAGCUGGAUUCAAAGUGUUGAACCAAGAACUACUCCACUUCCUGUGGUUGUUAUGCAGGAAUGCCUCACUGUUUACAUUAAGAAGCAGGUGGAUCAUAUUGGCAGGCUUAUAUUGUCAAAGUUGAUGAAUGGCUGGAGAUUGAUGGAUGAGCUUGCAGUCUUGCGUGCUAUAUACUUACUAGGUUCAGGUGAUCUGCUGCAGCACUUUUUAACAGUCAUUUUCAAUAAGCUGGAUAAAGGAGAUACCUGGGAUGAUGAUUUUGAAUUGAACACUAUAUUACAGGAAUCCAUCAGAAAUUCUGCUGAUGGCAUGCUACUAACUGCCCCAGAUUCAUUGGUGGUCUCUAUCACCAAAAAUCAUGGUUUUGAUGGUGAUGAGCAACCUAAUACAGUUAACUUUACUUCAACUCCUCGUAAAAGUCAUGCACGUAGCUUUGGAAUAGAUGGUCUUGAUUUAUUAAAAUUUACAUACAAGGUUUCCUGGCCUCUUGAACUUAUUGCUAAUACAGAAGCAAUUAAAAAGUAUAACCAGGUGAUGGGAUUCUUAUUGAAGGUCAAGCGUGCCAAAUUUGUACUUGAUAAAGCUCGGAGGUGGAUGUGGAAGGGUAGAGGCACUGCAACGGACAAUCGCAAGCACCAUUGGUUGUUGGAACAGAAACUGCUCCAUUUUGUGGAUGCUUUUCACCAAUAUGUGAUGGACAGAGUAUAUCACAGCGCAUGGCUUGAACUCUGUGAAGGUAUGGCAGCAGCUGGAUCUCUGGAUGAAGUUAUAGAAGUUCAUGAGGCUUACUUAUUAUCAAUUCAACGACAAUGCUUUGUGGUACCUGAUAAAUUGUGGGCUUUGAUUGCCAGCCGAAUUAACAGCAUCCUUGGAUUAGCUUUGGACUUCUAUUCCAUACAGCAGACUUUGAGCAGUGGGGGAGCAGUUUCUGCCAUCAAGGCCAGAUGUGAAAUGGAAGUUGAGCGAAUUGAGAAACAGUUUGAUGAUUGCAUUGCUUUCCUCCUCAGAGUCUUAUCUUUCAAAUUAAAUGUGGGGCACUUUCCUCAUUUGGCGGAUUUGGUUACUAGAAUUAAUUACAACUACUUCUAAAUGUCUGCUAGCGGAAACUUGAUGACUGUCCCUGGCUCUGAAACUGUUAGUUCAAGACUGGGCAAGACUUUUGCAAGUAGAACAGACUGAUCAAUACUGCCCAAAGUUUUUAAUGGUGUCUGAUCUGUGAAUAUGGUAUAUACUGGUGCAAACGUGAUUCUCUGCAUAGGUUUUAAACGAGCAUACUACCUACAAACACAGAGUUUGCCAAAGACGGGAUAGAUCUGAGAGAAAGUUGCUAUCGUACUGAAAAGAAUCAAUUGGUUAAUGACUGUCUUUGCUUCACUGCAUGAUUUCAGAAUCUCCACUUAAUGGUUUUUGGAGGUUUGAGCGUUCAAGUACUGAUGCUCGAACUGAUCUACACUUUGGUAAGGCAACUCUGCACCUUCAGUUGAUCCUGAGAUUCUUGAGUCCCUCAUGGAGCUGAAUGAUUUAUUGGAAAUUAUUUAACUAACUGUUGCCACUACACUCAACCUGUGUCUCUGUAUGCAUGGCUUUUUGCCCUUAUUUUACUUGUUUGAUGAGUAACAUCAUCAUCAAAAGCUCACUGUGUAUGGUACCUUGAUUCUUGAUAUUCAGAAGUGAUGUUUCAUGAUUUAGUUUGAUCAUCUGGUGAGAAUGACACAUCCAAAUUUGGAGUGUUGAUGAAUUUUAUGUUGGAAUGAUUAUUUGGAAAUGACGC
Molecule: messenger RNA, 3663 nt
Organism: Pistacia vera
Lineage: Eukaryota; Viridiplantae; Streptophyta; Magnoliopsida; Sapindales; Anacardiaceae
Product: gamma-tubulin complex component 5
Exons: 17
Coding region: 24-2981 (985 amino acids)
Biological process (GO): mitotic cell cycle; cytoplasmic microtubule organization; spindle assembly
Cellular component (GO): spindle pole; centrosome; gamma-tubulin complex
Molecular function (GO): gamma-tubulin binding; microtubule minus-end binding
Source: RefSeq, a predicted model, not a curated record